This is a messenger RNA of Eublepharis macularius, 2647 nucleotides long. It is a transcript of the gene IFNGR2, whose product is annotated as interferon gamma receptor 2. Bases 163 to 1173 code for a protein of 336 amino acids. Gene Ontology annotation, biological process: blood coagulation. Gene Ontology annotation, cellular component: membrane. The record is from RefSeq and is a predicted model, not a curated record. NCBI's taxonomy places the organism in Eukaryota, Metazoa, Chordata, Lepidosauria, Squamata, Eublepharidae. Gene Ontology annotation, molecular function: protein binding. The transcript has 7 exons.
GAUGAGCUUCGAUGGGAGGUUUGAGGGACGUGCGGCCGUUGUUGUUGCCGGGGCCAGACGACACCCAAGCGGCUACGGCGGCAGAAAAGUUGCCGUUUUCGGUCCCCCUCUCCCUCUCAGAAGGAGCUUGAGAGGAGGAAGGACAGACGGAGUCCAACGGCCAUGCUGUGUCGCAGCCUCCCACUGCUGGUCUUCCUGUCGAGGCCCCUUCUUGAGGCAGCCGCAGCAGGCACAGAAUCAUCAUUCCAUUUACCAGCACCACAGAAUGUGACAGUUGUCUCAUACAAUUUUCAAAGCAAGUUAAAAUGGUCUCCUGUUAUGGGGAUCAAUAACAGUGCCGUCACAUACAGAGUUGAAUAUUGCACAACAUCAUAUACAUUCUGGGAAAGUUUUAAAAAUACUACGAAGCCUGAAUGUGAUUUCUCAAGAGAGAUCAAAAUAUGGUGGGAAGUCAUUUUCCGUGUUAGGACCGAACAAGGGGAAUUAACAUCUGACUGGGUAGAAGCCUCUCCCUUUCAAGCAACAGAUAAAACUAUUUUAGGUCCUCCAAGAGAAAUAGAUGUGACCACAGGAUCUAACUCUCUUGUUAUUAGCUAUAAGGCUCCCUUUGACAGUAAUUCAAGUUUCUUUCCUUUAAAAUAUAAUAUAUUUUACUGGGAGAAGUCAACAUAUAAGGACCCACCUUCAUCUGACAAGAUGGAGGCAAGGAACACCAGCGAUACAAAGUGCAAACUUAAGAAUCUGAAGGAAAUGACAGAGUAUUGUUUUCGUAUACAAGCAAUGCUUCCUGAACAUAAUCUACAUGGAGAAUUAAGUGAUACUUACUGCAAAACAACCUCUCUCAGUGAGACGUCAAAGAUUUUAUCGAUCACACUGCCAUUCAUAUUUGCGCUUGUUGUACUUGUUGUAAUAUUUCUCUGCUUGCUGAUUAUACAGAAGUAUCAAAAUGUACUUAAAUCUCUUUGGCGACCUCCUCUUAGAAUACCAUUGCAUUAUGAAGAGGAUUUACAAAAUUCUCAAAUGACUGUGACUGAAGAAUUUAAGAACUGUACAGGAGAAGAACAUUGGGACUCUGUGUCAGUUAUCUCCCAUGUGGAACAAAACCCAACUAUGACAAACCACAUAGAUGACAAUAAUCAAGAUCAGCUUCUAGAAACAAAUGAUUUUAGAUGACAAGAUAAAAUACCUUCAUCUUUCUUUGGUUCAGUGAUGAUGAAUCCUACUUUUCAAUUCCAGAGGAUAUUAUUUCAGUGGCUUCAUUAGAAACAGCCUCUAUCUGUACUGUGGCAUACUGACAUACUUUCAUGUAUGUUGAACUGUAAACUAGAGGUACGAGAGUCCCUUCCUCCACUGAUGGAGAAGAGUAUUUUCCCUAAAGAUUAUUUACAUUAUUGUCUGUCAACUGAGAGACUAAAAUGAAGAUGAACUCAGUUUUAGUAUAAAUUUCAGCUACUGAAACAAUGUGAGACUCUGCAAAUGCAGUUAGUACAGUAGCAUAUAAAUACACAGAAGAGCAUGUUCUAGUAAUCUCAUCCCAUGGACUGAGGCAUCUGGAGAAGACAGAAAACCUUGUCAGCCUUUUUUUGACUUUAAGUGCAAUCCUAAAAAGAUAGAGUGGUUAAUUAGGUUUGAUAAGUUACUUGUUGACCUCCAGGUGGAAGAGGAGCCAGUUAGCCUACCAGCCAAAGGCAGACGAGAGGCCUUUCUUUAUUGACUGUGAUUCUGUGUGUCCAUUCACGUAAUGAUAAUCUCUCACAUAAUGAACUUUACUUUGGACUGUCCUUGUUGGGUGGCUGCUCAGAUGAUUCAGACAGUGCAGACUGCAGUAUCUACACUUCCAACCAGAAUAUGCAAGGAAGAUCAUAUUCCAGUUUCAAGGCGACUGCACAGGCUGCCAGUGCGCAUUUGGGCUCAUUGUAAGGUGCUACUGUCCAUCAUUUAAAAUGUGGCAAGUCAUAUAUUCUUUGGGCAGUGCCUAUACUUUUCUCUACAAUCCCUGGGUAUUUUGCUCCUCAUUUCUUUCUUCACUGUUGUAGUGAGGUCUGAAAGGUAUACAGUAGGGUGAAAUGCCUUCUCUGAAAAGAUUUGGUUUGCUUUUACUAUAUAAUUUCUGCUGUCAGCUGAAAUUUCUAAAAGCAUUUUAUAAAGCAAACCAUUGUAUUUUGGGACUAUCUGCUGCUGAUUCAUGUGUCCUUGUAAUUAGUCAUUCAGUUCUAAGCUGGCUGUAUAGUGCCUUGAGUAUCACUGAACAAGUAAGAAGGAAAACAAGGGCUAACAUUUCUUUACUAGACAGACCCUAAAAUUGUAUUUCAAAAUCUCCUAUAUUAGACCAACUAGCAGAUUGAAUGUGUUAAGUAUUGUUUAUACCUGAACUGGUAAUACAACAGAAGUGAAUAGACCACUAGUACCAAGAGAUGUGGGGGGAGGUAAUAUAGAAAUAUUGAGCAAAUUUUCUGGGGAAAAAUUGUUAUUUAAAUAUAUCAAGACUUAAGAAUAUUCUUUGUCCUGCAAUAAUAAUGCUUUAACCUGAAUUUUUUUGUUAAGCAGAACCAUUUCACAGAAUGUAUCAGAAGAAAACAGACAUUGUUAUGAGCUUUUGUAAAACAAUUGUGAUUUCAUAUACUGUAAACAAAUUAAGACAAUCAAA